CAUUCCUGAAUUAGACAUCUUCCGAAAAUUUUCCGGUUAGAAUCCACGAUGAUGAGUGUGUCGAGAUAUUUAGUAUUUAUUUUUCUGGCUAUUCAAGCUUCAAAUGCGGUUUUGGAUUCUGAUGCUAAUACCUUAGUCUUACUUGAUAAUUUGGCAAUUCGUGAGACACAUUCUAUAUUCUUCAAAUCAUUGCAAGAUCGAGGCUUUAAGCUAGUUUAUAAACUGGCUGAUGAUUCUGGCUUAGUUCUUUCACGUUAUGGUGAAUAUAUCUACAAAAAUGUUAUUGUAUUUGCACCAAGUGUUGAGGAGUUCGGUGGCGAUCUUAGCGUAGAAAAGCUCACUGAAUUCGUUGACGAUGGUGGCAAUGUGUUGGUGGCUGCCAGUGAGCAAUCUGGCGAUGCACUGCGUGAGUUCGCAUCGGAAUGCGGUUUCGAAGUGGACGAAGAAGGUGCAGCCGUUAUUGAUCACCUCAACUAUGACUCUUCAGAUAUGGGAGAUCACACUACAAUUUUAACGUCAGCACGUAAUCUCAUUGACGCCGCUAUUAUUGUUGGACCCUUAAAAACUGCUCCGUUGAUUUACCGAGGCACCGGACUUUUAGCCGACAAAGAAAAUCCUUUAGUGCUCCAAUUGCUUACUGCAGAGAGUACAGCGUAUAGUUAUAAUCCUGACCAACCUGUGAAAGAAUACCCGCAUGCGGUUGGACGCGGUACAUUACUUAUUGCUGCUUUGCAAGCAAGAAAUAAUGCUCGUGUUGUCUUUUCUGGAUCGUUACAUUUCUUUUCCGACGAAGCCUUUACUGAACCUAUACAAAAUGCACAAGAUGGUAUAUCUCACAAGCAAGCAAGUAAUCGGGAUGUCGCUACUGCAAUAAGUAAGUGGGCAUUUGGCGAAAGUGGACGUUUGCGUGUGGCCAGUGUGAAUCAUCACAAAGAGGGCGAGUCAUAUCCGCCGGAGCAAGCAUACACAAUAACCGACCCUGUUGUAUAUACAAUCAACAUAGAAGAGUUAGUGCAAGAAAAAUGGCAGCCAUUCAAAGCCAAUGACGUACAACUGGAAUUCGUUCGCAUUGAUCCAUUUAUACGUACCACACUCAAACAAAUCAAUGGCGGACGUUAUGAAGCCAAAUUUAAGAUACCCGAUGUAUACGGGGUGUACCAAUUCAAGGUAAACUACGAUCGCGUUGGCUAUACGCACCUUUACAAUACAACACAGGUCUCUGUGCGUCCACUAGAACACACUGAAUAUGAACGCUUCAUACCCAGCGCGUUUCCUUACUACACCAGUGCUUUUUCAAUGAUGAUAGGCGUAUUUGUAUUCUCUUUUGUAUUUCUACACUUCAAGGAGGAAGGUAAUACAUUGUCCACAAGAAGUGGUAAAGAAGAUAAGAAACUACAAUAAACAAAAGAAUUGCUAAGACUAAUUUCUUCUCUUAAGUUUAUUAAUAAUGAAAUACUUUUUAACCAAAUAAAAAGUUGCAUUUAUGUAAAUCUUUUUUUCGCUUGUA
This is a messenger RNA of Rhagoletis zephyria (snowberry fruit fly), 1507 nucleotides long. RefSeq names its product dolichyl-diphosphooligosaccharide--protein glycosyltransferase non-catalytic subunit Ost48 (gene Ost48). Lineage: Eukaryota; Metazoa; Arthropoda; Insecta; Diptera; Tephritidae. The record is from RefSeq and is a predicted model, not a curated record. Gene Ontology annotation, cellular component: oligosaccharyltransferase complex; endoplasmic reticulum membrane.